AUGGUCAGACUGAGCAACCUUGACAUCUUUAUGUUCCACUCGAUCCAAGGUUUUCAGAGAAGAAAGCAGCCCUCUAGAUGUAUGACUGUGUGUCUCGGAUUUCUGUGUGCUGUCCUGUUGGCUGAUGAGAUAAUCAGCCGUCCCGCGUCAGCAGACCCAACGCAGGCCAAUUACAGCACUCCGACUCAAGAUCGACUGCAGAGCGGAUGUGAUGCCUUAGCUGCAGAGAGAAAACACUACAGUUCAUUGUGGAAAGACAAAGAACAAUUGCAAACCAUUUAUAAAACUCAGCGGCAGGAAAAAGAGCAGUUGCAGACCAAUUACAGCAGUUUGGUUGCAGAUAGAGAUCAGUUAGCGAAGAAGAUCGACAAAGUAAGAAGAAAACCCUGUCAGAGAAGCUGGAGGAAGUUUGACAUCAGCUGUUACUUUUUUUCAAAUGUGAAGAAAAACUGGACAUUAGCCAGAAAAGACUGCAUUUCCAAGGGGGCAGAUCUGGUCACCAUAGAGAGCAAGGAUGAACAGGAAUUUCUUAGCGGGUCUCUGGAAGCAGGACAAAAUGCCUGGAUUGGUCUGACGGACAGUGUUAAAGAGGGGACUUGGAUGUGGGUGGAUGGGACCCCAGUCACCACAGCGUACUGGCAGCCUGGGCAGCCCAACAGCUUCAAUGGGAACCAGGACUGUGGAGAACUGGUGCCCAAAACGAAAGUGGGAGAAUGGAACGAUGAUGGCUGUUUUGCUGAACAGCACUGGAUCUGCGAGAACUAA
Micropterus dolomieu (smallmouth bass) is the source of this 765-nucleotide messenger RNA. RefSeq names its product CD209 antigen-like protein C. The record is from RefSeq and is a predicted model, not a curated record. Bases 1 to 765 code for a protein of 254 amino acids. NCBI's taxonomy places the organism in Eukaryota, Metazoa, Chordata, Actinopteri, Centrarchiformes, Centrarchidae. The transcript has 8 exons.